Messenger RNA from Drosophila suzukii, 2248 nucleotides. It is a transcript of the gene Nadk1b, whose product is annotated as NAD kinase 1b. NCBI's taxonomy places the organism in Eukaryota, Metazoa, Arthropoda, Insecta, Diptera, Drosophilidae. Gene Ontology annotation, biological process: NAD+ metabolic process; NADP+ biosynthetic process. Gene Ontology annotation, molecular function: NAD+ kinase activity. The record is from RefSeq and is a predicted model, not a curated record.
GGCUGCUCAGUUGUUGCUCGCACACGCGAUCGCCCGGUUGACACUUUCAGGGCCCUCCGUCGUUUAUUGCCUCCAAUUUUCCGGCCAGCUGUGCGUAGUAAUUAAGUGGAAACUCGUUGGAAAACUGUCCCUGCCUUUACAAAAAGUCAACACAAGAGAGACAUUUCCCUAGGCACACCUUCGGCUUAAUGCAUUUCUAACUACCAGUUUUUGUCCUCCUUCGCUCAUAAAACACUUUCUCUUUUACUGCUGGCACAUUUUUGGACCUAUAUUUUGUUGGAUCGUCGAUCACAAGUGCGUGGGCGUGUUAUUUUUAAAACGAAAAUUUGUUGUGAAAACAAAACUAACCUUGGUCCCUUUUUCGCUGGCCAAAACAAUGCUGUCUGACUGCAUUCCAAAAAUCAAAGUGUUCGAAACUGUGGCCCAAAGAUAAAUUUUGACUAGUUUGCCAGCGAUUUGGAGCCCGAAAAGCGGCGCUGCAGGCAGUAUGGCCUGCUUGUCGGACAUUGAUUUAGCCACAUUGCACGAGAACCGUUUGGAGCAGCGCUGGCACUACGGAUUGCCCAACAUCCAGCAUGGAUACCAUCACCAUCCCGACGGAUUGAGUCCCAUGACCCGACUUUGUCUAGAGCGAAAUAUGCAGAGGAAGGUGCAGCGGGACGUGAACGGGAACUGUCUGGAGCGGGGCCGGUCCCGAGAUAAUGCCAAUGGCAACGGAUCGGCGUCAGGUGGGAAACGCAAACGAUCCGGCACCUGGCCGCGUACUCGCAGUUUAAAUGCCCCUUCGCCUGUCCAGCAAUUCGGACCAUGUGGACGCAUAAUGAAAAACUCAGCAAUGGUGAUGCAAAUCCAGGAUCCGGCCAGCCAGCGUCUUACCUGGUACAAGCCGCCUCUCACUGUUCUGGUGAUCAAGAAGGUCAGCGAUGCCUCGGUGCUGGCGCCGUUUGUCCAACUGGUGGACUGGCUGCUGCAGGAGAAGCAUAUGGUGGUCUGGGUGGAGUCAGCUGUGUUGGAAGAUGCACAGCUCAACGAAAAUGUUCGGUUCAAGGCCAUUCGCGAUAAGCUUAUCACUUUCAAAGAUGGCCGCGAUGACCUGACCGACCGUAUAGACUUCAUAGUCUGUCUUGGAGGCGAUGGUACACUACUGUAUGCCUCCCUGCUUUUCCAGCAAUCUGUGCCUCCCGUCAUGGCCUUCCAUUUGGGGUCCCUGGGAUUCCUGACGCCCUUCCGCUUCGACAACUUCGAGGAGCAGCUUACAAGUGUCCUAGAGGGACACGCUGCAUUAACCCUUCGCAGUCGUCUUCGCUGUGUGAUGCAUCGCAGGAGCGAUAGAAAGCAUGAGGAAAAGACUCAGGAGGUGGACCCCGAUGGAGAUGCCCGACCUGCGGCCAACAGCAUCCUGGUGCUUAACGAAGUGGUGAUUGAUCGGGGUCCCUCGCCGUAUCUUAGCAAUAUUGACUUGUUCCUGGACGGCAAGUACAUCACGUCGGUGCAGGGCGAUGGCCUGAUUGUGUCGACGCCCACGGGAAGCACGGCUUAUGCGGCAGCCGCCGGUGCCUCCAUGAUUCAUCCCUCCGUGCCGGCCAUCAUGGUGACUCCCAUUUGCCCGCAUUCGCUGAGCUUCCGACCCAUUGUGGUGCCAGCAGGGGUGGAGCUGAAGAUAUCAGUAUCCCCCGAAAGUCGCAACACAUCGUGGGUUAGCUUCGAUGGACGCAAUAGGCAGGAGCUCUUCCAUGGUGACAGCCUCCGCGUGACCACCUCCAUAUAUCCCGUGCCCUGCAUCUGUGCUCAGGAUCAGAUAUCCGACUGGUUCGCCUCUCUCGCCGACGGACUACACUGGAAUGUGCGUAAGCGGCAGAAGUGCCUCGACGAGCUGUCGGAUCUCACCGCUUCCGGAUCCGAGGACACGCUGGACGAGAUCGAGAAUAUGAAAUUGUAUGAUGUGUAGUGCGUAAGUCCUAUUUGCUAGUCGUAACCGUAGGUUAGGGCUUUCAGUAGUAGUCUUAGCUCUUUGCUUUUUAUUUAGUGCUUAAGUUUUGAGUAUUUUGGAAGUAUCUGUUUCGAAAAAAUUAAUUAAGCACAUUUCGCCAAAGGUUUAAGAAAACUUUUAUAGUUUAUACUCUUUGUAAUCAAAAUCCAUUUAAGAAGGGUAUAGAUUAUUAAGCAAUACUAAAAUAUUUUACAUGUCUCCUAGAUAAAUAAAAAUGCUGUUAGUUAAAACCAAUAAAUGGCUUAUGCAAACCUAGAA